Messenger RNA from Octopus sinensis (East Asian common octopus), 3017 nucleotides. RefSeq names its product proton myo-inositol cotransporter. The transcript is spliced from 9 exons. The record is from RefSeq and is a predicted model, not a curated record. NCBI's taxonomy places the organism in Eukaryota, Metazoa, Mollusca, Cephalopoda, Octopoda, Octopodidae. Gene Ontology annotation, molecular function: myo-inositol:proton symporter activity. Gene Ontology annotation, cellular component: membrane. Gene Ontology annotation, biological process: transmembrane transport. Bases 508 to 1872 code for a protein of 454 amino acids.
ACACACACAGAUGUGUGUUAUGUGUUUUCCUCUCAAAUAUUUGUGUUACGUUUAGAUUAAAACUUUCAUUUCUAUAGCUUGAAUUCUGACAGUAAACAAAUAUUUAAUUUGGUCGAAAAUGGCUGAAAAUCCAAACAAAGACAGAAAAAUAAAUCCCGAAAACAGAUCGCCUGAAGUUCAAGUUAAUCCCAAUGUUGAAUUAUUAGUACCAGAGGGAAAGACCUCCUUCAUAAUCUAUCUUCUUUCAGCACUAGCCCAGUCGUCGGUUUUGUGUGUCGGAUAUGAUUUGGGGGCAUCUUCAGGGGCUGUACUUCUCGUUAAAGAUGCCAUGCAUCUUUCAACCGCUUGGCAACAGUUAAUUAUGGCUGGACCUUUACCUGUGGCUGUCAUUAUUUCCAUUAUUGCCACCAAAAUCAGCGACAAAUUUGGCCGAAGAAAAACAAUUAUGGCGAGCAGUGUUUCGUAUAUUAUUGGAUCUAUUAUUUCCGGGAGUGCAGUCAACAAUACAUGCUUCUAUGUGGACGAUUUAUUGUGGGUUUCGGAUUCGGUUUCACUGGAGCCUCAACUGCGGUCUACAUUGCUGAAUGCGCACCAGUUAGAAUGAGGGGUAAAUUAAUUGGACUCAGUCAACCUUUUCUGACCAUAGGGAUUUUAUCUGCCACAAUUUUUGCUGGUGUGUUCAGCUACGACACCAUUAAUGGCUGGAGGUAUAUGUGGGCUUUCCAAGGAAUAUGGUCUGUGAUCCAAUUCACCGGAUUACUCUUCAUGCCAGAAUCUCCAAGAUGGUUGAUACAGAAAUCUCAGUUCGGUGAAGGUAAAAUAGCUUUGGCCAAACUACGUCAUGGCUCCAACGUUGAAGAAGAAUUUAACGAAAUCAAGAAAAAUUGUGAAGAAGACAUGAAAAAUAGUGAAAAUUUAGGAUCAUUCCAAACCUUUGUGAAGAUGAUGCAGACCCAACCAGUCAGGCGAGCUUUAUUAGUUGGUUGUGGUAUUCAACUGUUCGCUCAGUUUUCUGGGGCCAAUACCAUUAUUUAUUACAGUGGAAUCAUUAUUAAAAUGGCCGGAGUAGGAGAUGUGAGCACUGCUAUCUGGAACUCUGUUAUCAUCAACUGUAUUAACCUGUUGUUUGCUAUUAUUGGAGUGUGGCUUGUUGAUUUGGUUGGUCGACGGAAGUUAGCCAUAUCUGGACUAAUUGGUCUUGCGUUCAGUACCUGCUGUUUAGCUACAACCUUUCUGAUGGCCAUAAAGCACACACCUGCCGUCACAUACAACUCAGGGCAAUAUAACAGCUCAUGUAUGACACACAGCUUAUGCAGUGACUGUGUACAUGAUCCAAAUUGUGGCUUCUGCUAUAGUUCCAAUGAAAAUAACAUGAACGCCACAUGUCUACCAUCAGAUCCCAAACUCUGGCAAACAUCUGCAGUUGGGGCAUGUAAUUCCACAACGGCGAUGCAAACAGCAUCUCUAAAAUGGGUCAUAGAUUAUUGUCCUGUCUCAUUCUCCUGGGUGGCUGUGGUUGGAUUGGCUUUUUUCCUUGUCUUCUAUGCACCAACAAUGGGACCCUUACCAUGGACCAUUAAUGCUGAGAUUUAUCCAUUAUGGGCCCGUAGCACAGGAAAUGGUUUAGCAGCUGCCACCUGCUGGUUGUGCAAUCUAAUUAAUUCUGUAUCAUUUUUAUCCCUCAGUGAAGCCAUCAACAGCUAUGGUGUGUUUUAUCUGCUGAGCUUCAUGGCGGUCUCCGGAGCAUUGUUUUGUUACUUUCUCUUACCUGAAACGAAAGGAAAAUCACUUGAAGCAAUUGAAAUUCUAUUUAUGAAAGACAGAAAGAAGCUAGGCAAUGACGAACAGCAGGAUUUAAACGAUCAAUAUUGAUUUCUCUGUCAUUUUAUUUUUAGCCAUCACCCAUCUGUCUAACCAUCUGCCCAUCUAUCUUUCUUAUCCACCUACCCAUCUACCUAUCUAUUUUAGCCAUCUGCUUGUGCACCAAUCUACAGAUGUGUCAAUUUAUACAAUUAUCUCGUUAGCUGGUUCAUUGCUUGUACAAGCUAAUUAUGUCCUAUCCACUCCAAUCUGCUAUCCUCUUAAUUGUAUUACCUACCUCACUUGAUCAGAUCUCCAUUCACAUUUUUUAUCACCUUCGUCCGAUAUCAAUCAAUCUCCACUCCCAUCAUCUGUCAGUUUAUUUCAACAUACGUCAGUCUCCACAGUUAUCCUCUAUCAUCUUAGUUCAACCUCAAUCAAUAUCGGUCCAUUUCGGUUUUUUUCCAAAUUAUCAUUUGUUUUAAUCGUUAUCCUGCUUCUCACAACAGAAUUAUUUGCAAGAAAGAAUUUGUUUUUUUUUUUCACAAAUAAUAUUAAAAAAAUGAAAAAGUGGGGAAAUACUAAAAUACCUUAUUUUUCUUUUCUCUGUUCCUGCUGUCAAUAAUUUUGCCCUUUGUCCUUCUUAAGAGGAUAAAAUAUCUACAAGUUACAGUCAUUUGAGUCUAUCCAACGAACUUCCCCUCUUCCUUUGUCCAAAAUAUGGUAACUUCUGCCAAUGUCAGAGAUAAUUUUUUCUCCCAAUCUUUCGAGGAAUUUCAAAUGAGAAUCCCGGAAAUGUUUUUGUUUUUUCGUUUUUUUUUUGUCUUUUUUUGUUGUUGUUAAAUUGUAUGUUUUAAGUUUCCUGAGAAAAGUUUUCGCAAAUUUUUUUCCGGGGAGUGAUGCUUCAAAAUAAUUAUAAAUAAAUAGCUAAUUACUUAUAGUAAUUAACUUUAAGAACAUUUCAUUUGUUUUCGAGUCAUUGAGAAUUGGGGUGGGGUUGUUGUUUUUUUUGUUGGGUUUUUUUAAGUAAAAGAAAAAGGUAAAAAAAAAAAAGUGGGAGAAAUUUGACAAAUAAAAGAUGGAUUUUUAACAAAAAAUAUUUUACUUUUUAUUAAAAGAACAUUUUUCAAACAAGAAGCAAUAAUGAAAUAAUAAAAAAAUAAUAAAAACUUUGCCUCUCCUUUGCCAUGAAACACCCAUAGGACUCUUUUACAGAA